This is a messenger RNA of Setaria italica (foxtail millet), 1724 nucleotides long. RefSeq names its product CRS2-associated factor 2, mitochondrial. The transcript has 5 exons. Bases 12 to 1112 code for a protein of 366 amino acids. The record is from RefSeq and is a predicted model, not a curated record. Gene Ontology annotation, biological process: Group II intron splicing. NCBI's taxonomy places the organism in Eukaryota, Viridiplantae, Streptophyta, Magnoliopsida, Poales, Poaceae. Gene Ontology annotation, molecular function: RNA binding.
CCAACAAAAAAAUGUUUCUUUCUCGCGAACUUCUUCCAUGGCGGCGCCCCACCCAUGGCGCCCAGGCCCUGGCGGGUCGCCUCCUGAGUUCCUCCUCACCCCACUCCUACACAGACGACGAUCCACCGUUUACGCGGAUCCCUAAGAGCCCACCUCGAGCGCCCUCGACGCCGCCGCCGCCGCCGCCCCCGAAGCCCAAGGCCCUGGCGGGAAAUAUCAGGCCCGACGAGCCUGCGCACUCCGACCUUCCCUUCGACUUCAGGUACUCGUACUCGGAGACGGACCCGGCGUGGAGGCCCAUCGGGUUCCGCGAGCCCACCCGGUUCUCGCCCUUCGGCCCCGGCCGCCUUGACCGGCCAUGGGACGGUGUCGCCGCCGCGCGAGGCGGAGGCGGGGAUGGAGAAGGCGUUGAGAGGAGCAGGGAGGAGGUUCUUGGGGAACCGCUGUCGGAGGAGGAGGUCGCGGAGCUGGUUGAGAGGUACCGGCACAGCGACUGCUCACGGCAGAUCAAUUUGGGAAAAGGUGGUGUAACGCACAAUAUGCUCGAUGACAUCCACAACCACUGGAAACGUGCAGAAGCUGUGAGGAUCAAAUGUCUGGGAGUGCCAACACUUGACAUGGACAACAUAUGCUUCCAUCUCGAGGAUAAAACAGGUGGCAAAAUCAUAUACCGCAACAUAAACAUCCUUAUCUUGCAUCGUGGUCGGAACUAUGAUCCAAAACAAAGGCCUGCCAUACCAUUGAUGUUGUGGAAACCAUUAGCUCCCAUUUAUCCUAGGCUUGUGCAAAAUGUUGCUGAAGGGUUGACUUUCGAGGAAACAAAAGAAUUGAGGAACAAAGGGUUAAAUUCUCCACCACUUACGAAACUGACUAGGAAUGGUGUCUAUGUCAAUGUUGUUGAUAAAGUGAGAGAGGCCUUUAAGACUGUGGAAGUUGUCAGACUAGAUUGCUCUCAUGUUGGGACUAGUGACUGCAAGAAAAUUGGUGUGAAGCUGAGGUAUUUGGUUCCCUGUGUUCCCAUAUUAUUUAAAGAUGAACAAAUUAUACUCUGGAGUGGGAAAGUUAAUCAGGAGCAUUCAGUUUCAGCUCAGUGCACUUCCAGGCCACAAUGAUGCUAGCAUCUGCCUAUACCCAGAGAAGUUGCUAACACAAGCUGCUUUGAUGACUUUCCCCUGGAUAUGAUCUCUGAAAAUUAUAUGGUAACUGUUUUCAGAUGGUGGGUUACACGGAACUGCAGCUAAUGAGCAGAUUGGUCGUCUACAUUUUCUUCGUGCUGGUUUGCUGCCAAGGAUGCAAUGCCACGGAAAAGAGAAUGAUACCUGCUCCACUUUGAGUGCACAGCAAUGUAAUGCUUACUGUUUCAAUAUGCUGCAUCAUCUUCAGAAAGUGAUGCAUUAGGAUCACUUGUAGUUCCUACAGUGGGAUCCGUAUAGUCAGUCUUCCAUCCUCUGGCCUCAACUAUUUCAUUCUGUAGCUUUGACUGUCUGGAUGGAAAUCGCUACUCUAGAUUAAGAGGUGUGACAAAUUGGGACCAUGCCCUUUUGAACAGAUAGUGUGUAGCCUGACUCUUAACUAGGCGUUAUUCGGAUAGGUAGGGAUUACAUUGAAUCCAUUUGAAUUGGGGACGAGUUUGUUUGAGCUUUGAUGAGGUACAGACAUUACGGUGUACUGAACGAGAAUUAUGUUAUGUUAGAAAGAGAAUCUGCAUUGUUUGUAUGGCUCUA